Trichoderma harzianum CBS 226.95 is the source of this 523-nucleotide messenger RNA. RefSeq lists its product as hypothetical. Lineage: Eukaryota; Fungi; Ascomycota; Sordariomycetes; Hypocreales; Hypocreaceae. The record is from RefSeq and is a predicted model, not a curated record. The transcript has 2 exons. Bases 129 to 425 code for a protein of 98 amino acids.
GAAAUAUAUCAUCUGCGAACUAUAUAAAGGGUCUAUUUUCUUUGAUGUAUACAAAUUUGCUCUCCAUACCCCAUUGAUUCAAUCGCCAAGAAGUAUUUCCUCGGGCCCAAACCCCAAUAUACACCACAAUGAAGCCUAACAACGUUCUCCUCGUCGGCGCAACUCUGUUCGCAGCUCUCGCUUCUGCUCUACCAACUCCAACAGUACCAAAGACGGAGAAAAUUGAUGCCAAUGCUGCUGAGCCAUACAAACCAAAUUAUUUCACCAUCAUCAAGAAGGACAGCGUUGAGGCCGACGCUGCUGAGCCAUAUAAGCCAAACUAUUUCAGUAUUAUUAAGAAGGAUAAUAUUGAUGCCGAUACCGCUGAGCCAUACCGGCCGAAUUAUUUUACGAUCAUUAAGAAGGAUGCUGAGACUGAGGAGUAGCUAAAAUUACUACGCAGAGUAGAUGAAAAGUCUUAUAUAGCUCUAAGCUAUUACGGUCUCUGAGUAUAGAACACUUCAAUAAAGACUUUUGUCGAUGA